AUGGCAUUUCUCUACUUUGUCGGUGGGAAUUAUAAACUUCUCAUAUACGGAUCAGAACGUAUCUACCGGCAAAUAAUCGCCGAUGUGCUUCUUGCCGAGCACGCUCUGUGCGAACUGUCGCAGCGUGAGGAAACGCUACACCAUAGAGCUAUGGCCUUACAAAAGACGAUAGAUAUUGAGUCUGACCGGCUCCAGCCUGACGAGACCACGGCUGCCGAGUCUACCAGGGCCGAGCUUGAAAAGACGAAUCAACAGCUUAAAGAGUUCCAACUACAAUAUGCAAGAAAGGAGCAUUCCCUUUACCAAGCCAUAUCUAUGCUUACACCGUACUUUAAGGAACUUUACGAUAACUUACGGCGUGAUCCUAAAUGGACUGUUCGGAUCGAGGUGGAUGCUGCAGCCGGCAAUGUGGAUGCUGCGCACAGAGGUGUGAAGAAGAGAAGAAUCUAUCACAAAGGAAGAAAGGCAGAGGCCAUUGCACUACAGAGUGUCAGUGCUGUAUCGGCUUUCGGGGCUUCGAGUUUCCAGAGGAAGAUAAAGAGGAGAUUAGGAGAGAUUUCAAAACCAGGGUUGAACUCCGGGGCUCAGCUUACUUCAUCAAGCUGGCAAAUUGGUCUUUUUGUCCAUUAA
This is a messenger RNA of Penicillium mononematosum, 630 nucleotides long. RefSeq lists its product as uncharacterized. Bases 1 to 630 code for a protein of 209 amino acids. NCBI's taxonomy places the organism in Eukaryota, Fungi, Ascomycota, Eurotiomycetes, Eurotiales, Aspergillaceae. The record is from RefSeq and is a predicted model, not a curated record. The transcript has 2 exons.